Myiozetetes cayanensis is the source of this 4478-nucleotide messenger RNA. It is a transcript of the gene PRRX1, whose product is annotated as paired related homeobox 1. NCBI's taxonomy places the organism in Eukaryota, Metazoa, Chordata, Aves, Passeriformes, Tyrannidae. The coding region runs from base 268 to 1005 and encodes 245 amino acids. Gene Ontology annotation, molecular function: DNA binding; DNA-binding transcription factor activity, RNA polymerase II-specific. The record is from RefSeq and is a predicted model, not a curated record. The transcript has 4 exons. Gene Ontology annotation, biological process: regulation of DNA-templated transcription.
ACAGCCACCCUGCGCCUCCCGGCCGGCGGCAGCUCCCUGCGCCGCCGCCCCGGCGCCCCGAGCCGGCCGCCGCCUCUCCCCUCCGGCAUGUUUUAAGCCCGGCCCUGCCCGCUCCCCUUCGGGCUUCCCUACCCGCCGCCGUCGGGUCCCGUCCCGUUCCCCCCGCUCCGGUCCGUGCGCAUCCCCCUCGGAGGGCCGGCGGCUGGGGGGGCGCGGGGGCGGUGGGCGCCCGCGGGGGGCGAGGGCAGAAAAGCCCCUCUCGGCACCAUGGCGUCCAGCUAUGCCCACGCCAUGGAGAGGCAGGCCCUGCUGCCCGCCCGCCUCGACGGCCCCGCCGGCCUGGACAAUUUACAAGCCAAGAAGAACUUCUCCGUGAGUCACCUGCUGGACCUGGAGGAGGCGGGCGACAUGGUGGCCGCCCAGGCGGAGGAGGGCGGCGGCGAGCCCGGCCGGAGCUUGUUGGAGUCCCCCGGGCUGACCAGCGGCAGCGACACCCCGCAGCAGGACAAUGAUCAGCUGAACUCAGAAGAGAAGAAGAAAAGAAAGCAGAGAAGGAACAGGACUACUUUCAACAGCAGCCAGCUCCAGGCAUUAGAGAGAGUCUUUGAGAGGACACACUACCCCGAUGCCUUUGUACGGGAAGACCUCGCACGCAGAGUCAACCUCACUGAAGCCAGAGUGCAGGUGUGGUUCCAGAACCGGAGAGCCAAGUUCCGCCGGAACGAGAGGGCGAUGCUGGCCAGCAAGAAUGCCUCUCUGCUCAAAUCCUACUCAGGGGACGUGACUGCCGUGGAGCAGCCCAUAGUACCUCGCCCAGCUCCGAGACCCACCGACUAUCUCUCCUGGGGCACCGCCUCGCCUUACAGUGCCAUGGCCACCUACUCUGCCACGUGUACCAACGCCAGCCCGGCACAGGGCAUGAACAUGGCCAACAGUAUUGCCAACCUGAGACUGAAGGCAAAGGAAUAUAGUUUACAGAGGAAUCAGGUGCCCACAGUCAAUUAACGACUGGAGGCAGCUGCUGCCUUGCAGAAGGAGAAAAUGCAACAGCACCCGUCCUGCUUCGCAACUUGUCCGUGCUGAACUAAAAAAAAUAAAAGAAAAAAUAAAAAGAAAAAGAAAAAAAAAAAAAAAAAAAAAGAAGAAGAAAAAAAGCCAACCCUCGCCCAGAACUGAACAUGAGGAGCAAACUGAACCGUUCGUGAGUGACAAGGUUCCUCCUUCCUUUUGGGAUAAUGCCACCAUUUUUUUUUCUUGUUAUUGUUGGGUUUAUUGCUUCUGCUCAGUAUACUACGAGCUUCUUCAGUAACGGACAGUCUCACCCUUGUUGGUCUCCACUUUUGUAUGGGACUGCAAAAAGAAACCUCUGCCAGUCUCAGCCCAGGGGCCAGUCCCACCACCACCGUGCUGAGAUGCAAAGCUUGCUCCUCUCCCUGCUGCCCCAGCUCACCCAUGGAGAAGUUGCUUGGUCACCGCUUCCCAUUGUAUCCACCUGACCCUCCUCCCUCCAUCCCCUGUACCACAGAGGCAGCGCCGUUAGUGACAGUCUGCGAGAAGCCUGUAAAUGCAACGAGAUGGAUUCAUCCUGUCUGCGUUGCCUGGACCACUCCAAGGUGUGAGGAAGACCUCCUUGUGCUCCAGAGCAUUUCAAUGCUUUGCUGGGUAUUCCCAGCAGUGCUGCCUCAAAAAAGCCAAAGAAGAGAGAGAAGCCAACAUGGGUGUGUGAGCGGGGGGAGGGCGGCGGAGGGAUCGCUCUGUAGUGCCAAGGAUAGGACUGUUAGGACACUCCUUUCUAUGCCUUACAGUUUGUGCCACAGGGAAAGGCGUUGUCCAGAUGCAUUUGUUUUAUAUAUACUGUAUAUAUUUAUAUAUAUAAGAUAAUACAUGCAAGCUUGGUUGGUGUUUUUUUAUUCAACAAAAUAAAAUCCAUGGAAAAUGUUUGGGAUGUUUGUGCUGCAUCCAGGUUCCUGGAGCCAUGCAUUGAAAUUCCAGCCCCAGCCUCUCUCACCCUUGUCAGAGCUCUGCCCGGCAGCCUUGGGCAGCGCUGGAAGUGGCAGCUCACGUCCUCCCACGAACACCCCACAGAAGUGGUGCUGGAGGGAGCCACACUCCUCGGUAGGUUUUCCCCACAGACAUUUGCAGCUUCCUGGAAUACAGUGAGGAUCUCCUCUCCAUUCAGGCAGGUUCAUGUAGUUCUUGGGAACACACAAGGACAUCGCUAUGGAAAGUCUCUGCCAGCCCCUCUGACGACAAGUGAUGUCUCAGUGUCACACCAAAGACCUUUUCUCCCCCUGUUCCAUAACACUGCCCAAUGAGGCUUGUCCUGUAGCCUUAACCACUCUCCUUUGCUCUCCUUGACUGCUGUCCUCCCUCUGGGCUCUAACUAGGACCUAAAAGAGGUUUCUUCCAUACAAGCAUCCUGAGGAAACCAGGAUCUUUUAUGUUGCUGGUGAUGUCUGACUCUUGGAGGGAGGCAGGGGGCUUAUUUAUAGCCAACAGUACUUGUGUCCAAACUGAGGUGGACUUUGCCAUGGAACAGUCCACUGGAAGUAGAGGAGCGACUCCAUGGUCCAGGCUGGACCAUAAGGGAAGGAGAAGGAAACUCUGUCAUGAGAGUGAGUUCUGUUGGAGGGGCUUAGGUCUCCACCCUGGUUUGCUGCAGACACACUGGGCACAUGUAGAUGUCUGACAGUGGGCUUUGGUAGUCUAAAACAUCGUGUUGCAGGAAAUGAGAAAGAAAUCUCUUUAAAGUGAAGGUGCAGGUUAAACUGGCAGAAGAUGAAUGGAAAUCCAGCCAAAGUAUUUGAGCUAACACUGGGAAAAAAGCCCCAAAUCCAAACUUGAGUGAGUUGUGCCUGUGAUUGUAUGUGUUGCUGCUGGAAUUUUUUUUUUCUCCCUGUAUGGGUAUUUUUGACGGGAAAAAGAAAUUAAAUUGUGAUCAGGACAAAAAGCUGAAAGUCACAGAACAUCAGCAGGGACAGAGAGGCUGGGCAAGCACUUCAUUUUAAGAAAUCCAUCAUGUUCUGUUUGGUCCCUUUUUUUGGCUUUCUGCAGUGUGGAGAACCUCACAUCUCUAAAUAUUUCUAUCAUAAGUAGUGCAGUUCCAGCUCCUAGAGCCAAGUGAUCAUGCUGGAAAUCUCAGCCUGCACUUAGAAACUCACUCCUGAUUGCUGUGCCUACUCAAACAGAGGAACUGUUGAAAAACGUGUCCUGCACGGGCAGAAGGGACACGGUGCCAUGCAACGUCACUCAGAGGUUGUUGAGUGCCUUAAAUUGAUGCUCUCCCUUCUCCUUGUCUUGCUGCCCUUCUCUGCAAUCCUCCAAUAUCCCAGCAGUGACAGCAGCCUGGAUGAGCUUCCCUGACCUGCCCCAAGUAUCCACCCUGGAGCUCUUUCCUUCAGCGAGUUUCAGCUCUUUCCUUCAGCAUCUUGGUGGCCUUUUGGCCCUCCCCUUGUCUUUGCCCCCCUUUUCUGCAGUAGGAAAAUCACCUUGAGCAGCUUUUUUUGUUGUUGUCCGUAUGCAGACACCUCUUUCUGAGGUUAGCAAGGAGACAGCUCAGAGAGCAUGAAGCUCGUGGUACCCCAUCACCCGUCCAUGGACCCAGACACCCAUCCCCACACUGUGAUGUUCACAUGAGGGGGUCACAUAUGCAAACCCACCUUCAGCCUCCUCACCAUAUUUGUGUGAGGAAUGGAGUUGUCUGGCACAGGCUGCUCCCCUGAGAAGGUUGUGCAAGCUUUUGACCUCCAGUUUGAGUUGGGCUUUGCCUUGGUUUGGGUUGCUUGGCCAGGGAUGUUCUCACAGCUGACUGGGCUGUUGUCAGUUCAGGUGAGGCCUCUCACAUCACCUUUGAGCUGGGUGAUGGGUGACCCAAUGAUUGUUUUGUUUACGUGGAUUUACUAGACAGAGUCCAGCCAGAUGAAGGGGCAGGUUUUGGUGUUUGUUUCUUAAUUGCUGGAGAUCUCAGCCAACAGGCAGCGUCUUGUUGCCUAUCAAGCCAAAGCUUUUAUUAUUGUGUAUGUUUAAUCUGUAUUUUGCUAAAACAUGUAAAUAUAUGUGCAAAUCAAGGGCCUUAUCCUCCAAGCAUGGAGCUCUCCAGGGUUUUAGUAGACUUUUGGCUGCAGCUCUAGGAAGUUGCCAUGGUUACCACAGUUAUCACUACUUUUGGGUACCAUUCAGGGGAGAAAAUGGUCUUGAGACACAUUUCUCUCAGCAGCUCUGUACAAAUGCUGUUUUCUCAGGCUCCCCCUUUCUCAAGAGGUGACUGAUUCUUUCUAAGUGGGAUUUUUGAGCAUGACAGGGAUGGAUGAUUGAUGAGGCUGUUGGAGCUUGACGUGUGAAGCCACGGGAUUCCCAGAUGGAAGUGUAUCCUGUAAAUUAUCUCUCGCUUUGUGAUGUAAAAUGUACAGUGUUUACACUAGAAUAGAAAUGAUCAUUUUCAAUAAAAGGGGGAACAGACUCCCCAACCCUUUCUAUAA